Capsella rubella is the source of this 1709-nucleotide messenger RNA. RefSeq lists its product as uncharacterized. Lineage: Eukaryota; Viridiplantae; Streptophyta; Magnoliopsida; Brassicales; Brassicaceae. Gene Ontology annotation, biological process: nucleotide-excision repair, DNA gap filling; DNA replication; DNA strand elongation involved in DNA replication. The transcript has 8 exons. Gene Ontology annotation, cellular component: nucleus; delta DNA polymerase complex. The record is from RefSeq and is a predicted model, not a curated record. The coding region runs from base 57 to 1574 and encodes 505 amino acids. Gene Ontology annotation, molecular function: DNA-directed DNA polymerase activity.
CCCUCGACGAGAAAAAAAGAAAAUACCUCCCAACCAAAUCUCAGAAAUCGGAAAAAAUGACCCUCACCCAUACUUUAAACGUUCUCGACGAAAUCGAGUCUCUCGUCUCCGAUCAGCUUCAAGUGGUAUCUUUCAAAUGGCUCAGUCGAAAUUUCUCUCUUUCAUCAAAUACUGCCAAGAGGUUGCUUAAGGAUUUUGUAGAGAAACAUGGCAAGGGUUUGGAAGUUGUAUAUAUUGUCUCCGGGUGCCUAAAGAACGGACCUUCCAAUUACUCCGCAAAGCUUGCUUCUAGUACCGAACUUCCAGAAGUGGAGAAAGAGUUCAAUGGAAAAUAUUCAGUACAUAUCUACAGUGUUCAAGCUAGUGUUCCAAUGGAUCCAGCAGCAAUAUGGAAUGCUGAGUUUGUACAAGCAGAAGACCUCUCUAGGCAGCCUUCUGCCACAGAUAAUUGCUUGAGAGGCAACAGGUUUUGUGGCAUCUCCAAUUCUUUUGUAAAGCGUAACAUAGAGGGAACCACUGGCAAUGUUACAGCCCCGCGAACUGAAAGUGUGAGAACGAACGCUGCUCCAGCUCAAAAGGGUACAGUUCUAUCAAACCAGGGAAAGAGAUUUCAGCACUCAAACGCUAAUGUUAGCCAUCAGGCAAAGAAUGAAAAUAACACUGCUCCAGCUCAAAAUCAGUCUGCGAAGUCCUCUUCGGAUAACGAAAGAUCUUUACUUGUACCCCCUAAUAAGAAGAAUGGGCUGGGCGAAAAGAGCGUAUCUGGAACUGGUGGUUUGUUGAAAAAUAUGUGGGGCCGUGUGCCUGUGAAAACGGAAGACGAGUCUGCCAAAGUAGAGGUCAAAAUCCAUAUUAAUGAUCAUUCGGUCCAAAAACCUUCUCAUGAUGCUGACAAUAAGGGAGGCAGCGAAGAUGAAAAUCAAGACGUCAAUUUCAAGAGAGCGCCUAAACAUGAAAACAGAAAAAGGAAGGUGAUAUUGGAUUUUUCAGAUGAAGAGUAUGAAGAUGCUGAUGUUAUCAGCUUAGCAUCUCCUAGCAGUCCAAAGGUUAAUUCACGUCCAGAUGGGAAAUUCAAUUCUGAAGAUUCAUGUCCAGAGAAGCCUGAUGCAGGUGUUUCUCAAGAGAUAACAUUUGAUGAACCAGAGAUCAGAGAAGAAGACAGGGAAAAAACUGCUGUUGAUGCAUCGACGACUUUGCCAAUGGAGAAGAUCCAGGCCAUUGGUUCUGAAGCUGAAGUUAAUCCCUCAAAGAGAAGAAUUAUUGAAGCUCCUAGUUCACCGAAAAGGAAAAAGAUGUUGAAGUCACGAAUUGACGAUCGUGGAAGAGAAGUAACUGAGGUAGUGUGGGAGGUGACAGACACUAAGGUGAAGAAGGAAGAGGACACUGAAACAAGUAAGAAGUUAAAUGAUGGCAAAAACGCAAAUGGUGUUAAUAGGGCGGUUGCACAGAAGAAGAGCCCGGCCAUUGGAAAUGCGGCUGCCACAAACGCAGGAGGAAAAGCAGGAAGCAAGAAAGGCGGAAACAUUAAAGAUCCAAAGCAAGGGAACAUAAUGUCAUUCUUCAAAAAAGUUUAAAAGCGUUGUGUUUUUGUUACUGCCUAGUUUCGAUUAAGGAUAUCAAAAUCAGAACUUGGUUUCAUCCGAUUGUAUGUUUAUAUGUUAUAACUCUUGAGCCGUUCGUCAAUGAAAAUAUUUGUCUCACUUGAGCUU